This is a messenger RNA of Trichosurus vulpecula (common brushtail), 748 nucleotides long. Its product is annotated as ferritin heavy chain-like. The record is from RefSeq and is a predicted model, not a curated record. The transcript has a single exon. Lineage: Eukaryota; Metazoa; Chordata; Mammalia; Diprotodontia; Phalangeridae. Gene Ontology annotation, cellular component: cytoplasm. The coding region runs from base 34 to 585 and encodes 183 amino acids. Gene Ontology annotation, biological process: iron ion transport; intracellular iron ion homeostasis. Gene Ontology annotation, molecular function: ferric iron binding; ferrous iron binding.
GCCUCCUCGUCAGCCUCCAUCGCCGCCGCCGCCAUGAUCACCUCGUCUCCUUCUCAGGUGCGACAGAACUAUCACCAGGACUCGGAGGCUUCCAUCAACCGCCAGAUCAACCUGGAGCUGUACGCCUCCUACGUGUACCUGUCCAUGUCCUACUACUUUGACCGCGAUGACGUGGCGCUGAAGAACUUUGCCAAGUAUUUCCUACACCAGUCCCACGAGGAGUGGGAGCACGCUGUGAAGCUGAUGAAACUGCAGAACCAGCGCGGGGGCCGCAUCUUCCUGCAGGACCUCAAGAAACCAGACCGAGGUGACUGGGAGAGCGGACUGAACGCAAUGGAGUGUGCUCUGCGCUUGGAAAAAAAUGUCAAUCAGUCGUUACCGGAAUUGCACAAGCUGGCAACUGACAAGAAUGACCCCCAUUUAUGUGAUUUCAUCGAAACCCACUACCUGGACAAACAGGUAAAGGCCAUCAAACAACUGGGUGAUCACGUAACCAACCUGCGCAAAAUGGGGGCCCCUGAUCCUGGCAUGGCGGAAUAUCUUUUUGACAAGCACACCCUUGGAGACAGUGACAACAAGAGCUAAGCCACACCUGGCUUCCCCCACACCUGGGAACUGUGGGCGUGACUCCUGCUGUCUUUCAGUGCAUGCAUAUUUUGGUUAUCUGACCUUUUCAUAAUCUGUACCAAAAAUCUACCACCAUUUACAUACCAAUAAAGUGACUUGGUACUGAUGAAAAAAAAAAAAA